AUGGAACCUCAAUUGCAACCUCAUCCUGCUGCCACCAAAGUAAUUGAUUUCAUGGAUUGGUCUUGCAGCACCACUGAAAAUCUGGAGAUAAGUUUAGUUCGUCCACAACAAGGCGAUAGUAACGCCAACGAACCUACAACAUCUACCACAUUUCAUCCUGAAUUUACAUAUUCCAUCUUUGGUGACCAUGAGACAGCAUUUGGAUACAAGGAUCUAUCCUUACAGCUGAAAUACGCUUCAGGCUCAUUACGACCUUUUGUUUCGAUGGAAUAUUCAGCAAAAUAUCAGCCAGCAAGCUCUUCCUCGUCUGUAGAACAGGUUCAAGCGGAUAAUGUACUCACAACAUUGGAAGAAUAUCUGCCCCAGGGCUAUUUGACCAGCCAUAACGAAUUCAUUGAUGUAGUGAGAAACGAUUAUACUACGUUUAAACCACUUGGCGAGAAGAUUCGUGAAUACACUCGAGAGAAGGAUGAUGGAUCUGUGGAGACAUUUGAAAUUUUCAAGAAUUCAUUUUCGAAUGCCAAGUUUAGAGAGUAUCAUUCGCGUAUGCAGUUAUUUGUUUUGUUCUUUAUCGAAGGAUCUAGUUAUAUUGAAGAUGAUGAUGAGAAAUGGGAGAUUUAUACGAGUUUCAAGCGCGAAAAGAUAAACGAGACCCAAGUUGCCUACCACUUUGUAGGCUAUAGCACAACAUAUCCAUUUUAUUGCUGGCCAGAGAACACCCGCAUGAGAAUCAGUCAGUUCCUGGUGCUCCCGCCCUACAAAAAGCAAGGCCAUGGAAGUAAAUUAUAUCAAACCAUCUACGAGUUAUUUAAAUCAAGAGACGACAUUUGCGAGAUUACAGUAGAGGAUCCCAAUGAAGAGUUUUCAGACAUGCGAGACAAGAACGAUAUUCGAUACUUGCUGGAACACGGUGCAUUUAAAGGGCUGAAAGCACCUGUAUCUCAAGACAAAAUUCAGGAAUUGUGCGACACAUACAAGUUGACAAAUCGACAAACCCAACGCUGCAUAGAAAUGUAUCUGUUAUCCAAUGUGAACAAACUGAACGCUGAAGAAUACAAGGCGUAUCGAUUGCAAGUCAAGCAAAGACUAUACUCGUUUAAUUUUGACGUGCUGAGGGAAAUGGAGGAAUCUGAACGAAAGGAGAAACUUCAACAGACCUAUCUCGGCGUGGAGGAAGAUUACUACAGACUGUUGGAAAUCAUCUAA
This is a messenger RNA of Mucor velutinosus, 1206 nucleotides long. Its product is annotated as Up in starvation. Gene Ontology annotation, biological process: subtelomeric heterochromatin formation. Gene Ontology annotation, cellular component: nucleus. Bases 1 to 1206 code for a protein of 401 amino acids. The transcript has 6 exons. The record is from RefSeq and is a predicted model, not a curated record. Gene Ontology annotation, molecular function: histone H4 acetyltransferase activity; histone binding. Lineage: Eukaryota; Fungi; Mucoromycota; Mucoromycetes; Mucorales; Mucoraceae.